AUGUUGAAGGCACUCACCGCCAGGUGCAGCUCGCACGUCUACAUCGGGGCCCACCUCCGCGGGCACGCGCCUGCCAGAGUGCCCGCGUCCCCAUUGCUGCGGGUUUUUCGAUGGCAGAAGAGAAGAAGUCUAUUUUAUUUGAGGAGGUUCCUUUGCUCCGACUCCUCCGAUGGGAAUGGCCCAGUCGACUCAACCUGGUCGAAGACUAAGUACAUCGAGGUGGGUGAAGAGGCGGCAGAAUCGAAGUCCUCAUCAGCGAUUGUGCCUACUGUUGUUAGACCGAAAGACUGCCUCACGAUAAGAAAUGGAGUUCUGUGCAAUGUGAUGUAA
This is a messenger RNA of Striga asiatica, 330 nucleotides long. Lineage: Eukaryota; Viridiplantae; Streptophyta; Magnoliopsida; Lamiales; Orobanchaceae. The record is from the annotation of a GenBank genome assembly.